This is a messenger RNA of Kwoniella botswanensis, 3804 nucleotides long. RefSeq lists its product as uncharacterized. Gene Ontology annotation, molecular function: metal ion binding. The coding region runs from base 1 to 3804 and encodes 1267 amino acids. The record is from RefSeq and is a predicted model, not a curated record. NCBI's taxonomy places the organism in Eukaryota, Fungi, Basidiomycota, Tremellomycetes, Tremellales, Cryptococcaceae. The transcript has 11 exons.
AUGGCAUCCACACCCCCUCCAACAGCAUCUAAUAUGGAUUUGGUCGAUCUGGAAUCACCACCUCCCUCACCACCAUCACUCUCACCCACCAGGUCAUUCGCGUUAUUACCUAAAUUCACCUUCACUCAGGAAUCGUUGAUACCUGAGCCUCUCUCGCGAAAGGUAUCAUCGAGUAUCUAUGAUUCAGAUGGAACAGUCUCAUCGGCCCAGCAUGUAAAGAAAGCAGAGAAAAUCGAAAACCCUGUGGAAAACGUAAAACAAGAUGAAGAGAACGACGGACAAGAUACGAUUAUCAGUCCAACGGCGUUGUUGUCACCCACCAUGUCACUCUCUUCCUUCCCCAUGAAGAGAGACGGAUCAGGAUCAAACUCAUCGGAUGGUACAGCUACUUCCAAGGGAUCCUUGAGUGCAGCUGCUACUCCAUUUACGUUCGUCAAGAAACCAACACAAUUAUCGAUAGUUCGAAAAGGUACACCACCUUCCUUCAAUUUUCAUGAUAAUCAAACUACUAUACAGGACACUCCGACAUCGUCUAAACGAUCCUUCAACCCAUAUUCCCCUUUACCAAAUCAAGGACAAACACAUACUCAAACACUACCUACUUAUCCUUACCAAUCGGCUAGGCCAUCUUAUGGAGACUGGAAUCUUCAUUUAAACACUUAUGAUCAAACGGUCACGAUCCAAGAGCCAAAGGAAGACAUCACUUCUCCGAGACAAUCUAAAGCUAUUAGGAUUGUUUCUCCCUUGCAAGACUCCUCCAAAGCGAAGAAGAGUAGAGUUGAUUCUUCACCAUCCCAAGAUAACCAUCCUCCUUCUUCGUCCUUCACACCCACACCCACUAAAGAGAGAAAAGACACUACUCUUAGAGAAAGGAGAGGUAAAGCAGAUAUCCUUAGUCUUUACUCUCAAUCCCAAAUCAAACAGGUCAAAGCGUUAUCUUCGAAUGAACAUGAUGAUCCGAGCGUAAAAGUCGGUUCCCAUUCAUUCUCAGAUCCAAAACCCCCAUCAGUGUUCGACAAUUAUUGUUUCUCUUUCUCUCUUCCUUCUUCUUCUACUACACUAGCUGGGAAUAUACCUUCUCCAAUUCAUAUUGCUACAGCUUUACUGGCGAAAGCUACUAGUACACCUCUACCUGUUACACCGACUACAGCUUCGUCCGCCACAAUGGACGGCAUCCAAGAUGCUCAAGAAGUCUUCUCGCCUUUACCGCAAGAGGUGCCUCUCCCUCUUUCUGCCAGUACAAUGCCAUCCGGAUCUUCUCUACCUACUACCCCCACCAAGCCUUCGUUUCCACUAGAUACCCCUCAAGCCGUAUCCGUGUCAUUGGACGACGAGUCGAGCGAAACUCGUCAUAAAAGAUCACAACCAACUGAACUGACUAAGCAGUCCAUUGCUGAGCUUGACGGGAUGGAAGAGAUCCUACAAGAGAUCGAAGAGUAUGGUCAGAUAGAAUCAGACAGGAAAGAGGCGGAAGGCCUUUACAUGGGCAGAAUGGAGGAAGUCAUGGCUCGUAUCAAGAAUGCCGCCAUGCAUCACAUCUGUCUCGAUCCGUCUAAAACGAAAGGAAACCCUUCACAAGGAAAGGAGAGAACUUCGCUCGAAGAACUAUAUCGAUCAACAUUCCUAAACCUCCAAGCUCAGAACCUUACCCUCAAAAAAGAGAUCCACGAAUGUCAGAACGCCAACACGACUCUGGAGGAGAAAAACGAAAUUCUGGAGAAAUCCGAAAGAUCAAAGCAAGAAGAACUCGACGAAGCUUAUAAACAAUUCGGUCAUUACAAAGCUGAAGCUGACGUCGUCAAAUCGAAGUUACAAGAGUUGCUCAUCCAGCAACAUCAAUUGGAAGUUGACAAACUUCACUCCGAUAAGAAAGGCGCUAAAGUUGCUAAGAUGUACCAUAAAGCUGUGAAGGAGAAAGAUAGAUGGGAAGAGGCUGCGAAUGAGCUUCAGCAACGGCUGGAUACCUGGCAGAUUUCGACGUCCGUUACUGAGACUGAGAAACCAGAUAAGGACAAGGAAUUGCCAUUUGUGGCAGUCCUUCUCGAAGGGCAUGCUCGAAUGUUCGAUCACAAGUUGAUUCAGAAGGGUGAAGCAGGGGGUCGAGAACUUGCAAGUCGCCUCGACGAGGCGGUCAAUUCAGUCUGGAAAAGACAGAAUCCGGGUUCAAGUUCGUACUUGAUCGUUGUACACUUGUUCAUUGAUGUGGUAACAGUCACCAAGCAGCUUAGGACAGUCGGCAUCACACAUGACCAUGCACAAUUCCGCAGCUUCCUGGACGGUCUCACUGCCCAUUCGGAACUGUCCAUUGCUCAAGAUUGUCCGGAUUCGGAACAAGCAUAUAACAAGAUGACAGAGUAUAUAAAACUAUACUCCCAUACUCCAAACUGCAAGAUUAUACUCUUGGGCAUGCCUGAGGCCAGCAAAUACCUCCGUUUCCUCGAGUUGCUGAAGACACGUGGGGUGCGGGAUAUCAUUAAUGGUAUCCAGAGUACCAAGCAGGCCGAGGAUCCUCUCAGAGUCCUGGGAGCUGACAGACUGGUAGAAGUCCCUGGCCUUUUUCCGAUGGAGGAGGUAGAAUGGACCAGACUAUAUCAGCGAUCCAAAAUUUCGAACGAUGUUUCCGUCACCUCAAGUAUCGCAUCGUCGAGAGUUUCGAGUGUCGCUUCAAGAUCAUCAAGCGCUUUGUCGAAUCACACUAUUCGUGCGCAAUCACCUCAUCAUGAACGUAAAGAAGGAUCAUACCAGAGAUCAUCAUCCUUAACUGUCAAGUCAUCUCACCUUGCUGAUCCCACUCCCAUUCCUCCAUGGAACCGACCUGCUCUAUCCGCCAAGCAAGCCCCAAAAGCUACGAGCGAUUUCGUAUCCGUGAUUGAUCGUCGAUAUAACCUGUCACCACCUUCCAGUCCUCGAAAUGUUAAAUCAACUAUCCGAAGUACUACUUCACCAACACCAGGAAGAAAGACUACAGUCAAAAACAAGCUUGUAGUCCCAAUCAAUCCAGAAAUUGAUAACAUCGGAGGAUCUCCUCCUUCAAGUGACGAGGAUGAGCCGUCUGUGCAGCUACCUCAUUCAGCAGUCAAGCAUGUUCAAAGACCUACGACAAUCGUGCAAGAUGCUUCCGAUGAGGAUGAUGAUGACACAGGACUACCUGAAGGGUUCAGAAUCCGCGGAGCUACCAACCCCGCUAGGAAGCUAUCUUCCCGUAUUGGCCCUCCCCACCCUAUGGCUUUUCCCCCUUGGGAACACAAGGCAUCGACUCUAAGUCCUGCUCAAGCUCCAAGAAAUUAUAAGGAAAUCAUCGGCAAGCACAUGGCAAGAGAUGAACGAUCGGCCAGUAUCAGCUCCUUGAGCUACGGCAGUGUGAACUCGAUUCCUCUUGGCAGUCGAAUAACUCGAAGAUCCUCGAUUUCGACUCAACCUGAAGAUCGAAUGUUUAGCUCUGGGUCACAGGACAUAGGCGGACAUCGAGCUAGGCGAAAGGCUGAGGAUUAUAUGUUUCUAAGUAGACUCGACCCUAAACCAUGCCAUCACCAUUAUCUUGAGGGCCUUUGUCCUAACACUCAUUGUAAAUUCGCACAUGGUCUAUCUCUUACGUUGAAGCAACAUAAAUUAUUGAGGGAUUUGGCCAAAGAGAUGAACUGUUUUGUGGUCACUCAUGGGACUUGCAAGAAAGCAGAAUCAGAUUGUAUAUACUCUCAUCGAUGUCCGCUUGGACGUGAAUGUAAUUUUGGAACGAAAUGUUGGUUCCAUGAUACCCCGGGAGCUCACGAUUUUGAUCGAUUGGUUUUUUGGCUGUGGGUAUAG